AUGAUAGAGGAGCUCCUCUCCGCUGCGAGACAAGGAGAUGGCGAUGCCAUACGCAACCUUCUCGUCACGACGGACCGAGCCAACGAGCUCAUCAACCUGGCGAAGGACCGGAUGACCGGCGCGGGGCCGCUCCACCUCGCCGCGGAGAGCGGAUCCGUGGAGGCGAUCGAAGCGCUGUCGCGCCUCGGUUGGAGGGCGACGGCACGCGAUGCCGAGCUCGCGACCGCGCUUCACUACGCCGCCGCCAGGGGCCACGCGGCGGCGGUCGCGUCCCUGUGCGCCUUGGGCGCCGACGUCGCCGCGCGAGACGAGCGCGACUGCGUACCGCUGCACUACUCCGCGGGCGGCGGCAAGUGGGACGCCGCGAGGGCACUCCUGGUCCGAGGAGCAGACCCCAACGCUCCGGACAAGGACGAACGGACGCCGCUGCACUACGCCGCGAGGAGGGGGUGCCCAAAGACGACGGGCCUAUUGGUGAACGGCGGGUGGGGGACGCGACUCGACGCGACGAGCGCGCGAGGCACGACGGCGCUGAGCGAGGCGGUGGAACACAAGCGGGCGGCGGCGGCUGAGGUGCUGGCGGCUGCGGGAGCCGCCGUCGGCGCGGAGGACGGGGACGACCUCGCGCGACUCCUCAGGGGGGACGGAGCGACACGAGCGGGGGGGACCGGGGUGGGAGACGCGGGGAUCGGGUCGGGAGACGCGGGGACCGGGACGCUCGUGCCGGUACCCCCGCGGGCGGUUCGACCAAACUCCCCUGGUGGCGGCCGCGGGUACGCUCGCGGCGGCCGGAUCCGGUCACCGGGUACGUUCGCGCCGCCGCCUUUCCCUUCCUCGUCGCUGUCGUCCUCGGGGGCUUCAUCUCCGGCGUCGGUGUACAGCCCGCCGAGCAGCAGGCCGUCCAGCGCGAGCGACUUCGAGGGGCACGGGGGUUGGCCGGGUCGCGGCGGCCGGGUGAUGCUGGAGCCCUUGGACCACGAGCCCGCGCUGAGAGACGGGCCGGGGUGGGGCGGGAGGGACGCGCCCCCCCAUAUGGCUCCCAGGCGGGCGGGAGAUACCAAGCAGUCGUUCCUGUCGAAAUACGGGCUGGCGAACAAGGCGGGGCUGUUCCGGGUGGACGAGUGA
Micromonas commoda is the source of this 1125-nucleotide messenger RNA. RefSeq lists its product with no specific name. Gene Ontology annotation, molecular function: protein binding. The record is from RefSeq and is a predicted model, not a curated record. NCBI's taxonomy places the organism in Eukaryota, Viridiplantae, Chlorophyta, Mamiellophyceae, Mamiellales, Mamiellaceae. The coding region runs from base 1 to 1125 and encodes 374 amino acids. The transcript is spliced from 2 exons.